CCUCCCCUCCCCGCCUCGCCGCGGCCGCAGGGCUCUGCCGCCGCCAUCGGGCAGCAAGCGCGGGAGGCCGGGCCGCCGCCGCGGCCAUGGCGACGGACGCCAGGUGCGAGGUGCCAGGUGGUCCUCUGACCCCCCUUCUGACUUCAUUUUUCUGCAAGAAGGGGAGCACCAGAUAUUCUAGAAGCCAGAAACAGAAUUUUGCACUAAUUAAUAAAUUGUUGGGAAGAGCUCCGGUUUCACUGCAGAGACCUCUUGCAGACAGAGACAGUGGGAAUGGAUUUGUCCUGAAUGCUGGGGAGAAAUAACCCUUCUUCUACUGAGAAUCAAAUCUACAUCCAAAAUGCACAUUCAAAGCAGCAGUUGUGUGGAUAGUGAAAGCAGGAUGUGAUCUCACAUUACUCCUGAGGCCACUGGGGGUUUUUUUGCAGUUGGAAUCUUCAUUAUCCUCCCAGCAGUCCUCUUCCACUUCAUCAACCAGAAGUUCUGCUUUGAAAAGAGAGGUUGGAUCCCAUGCCUGGAACAUCAAGGGGGAAGAAAACACUACAGAGAAAAGUCCAGAGUUCAUGAGGGCCUCGGUCUAUUGACAGCUGUAACCAGAAUGUGUGCGCUUCAGAAGAGCUCCCUGAAUUAUAAGUGACAUGCUGGCAAAGCUGAACAACUGAUCACCAGAUACUGGCAUAGUGUUAAACAUGGCUUCUGAGGCUGCUCAGAAUUUCCUUCAGCCACUGUCUUCUUGGAUGUCUCAAAUAUAUGAAGCUAUCCAACAAGCAGGAGACUCUAUAUCUGCUUCACUGCUGAAUUUGAGUGGAGUGGGUCGUAAGUCAGAAGAAGAGAGGAACCGGGACUUGGAGAAUAAUGGAGGAGUUUAUGAGGAUUAUUCUGAGGAAUCAGAUGAUGAACGACACCUGGACCUCUGGGAUGAGGAAUACUUGUAUCCUAGAGAAGAUGGUUACAUUGGGGGUCCUGAUCUUACUUCACAAGACCUCCCUCAUGGCUUUGACAUGGGUUUGCAGAGGCAAAAGCGGGUUAAAAAUACCAGCAGCUUACCCGAGCAGUGUGUUGAAAGCACCAGGUCUUUGACAGCCAAUGGAUCCUACUGGAUGAGUGAAGACCUCCAGCCGCUUGAUUGGCUUCCUCCCAUCGCUGAGGAAGAAGGUGAGCCCUCUGUGAGGAUGGGAGGUCAUGAGGACAACCUCAGCUUGGGUGGCUCCUUAAAAAGAAGUAACAGCAAGGGAAGUUUUGCAGAUCUGGAUGGACUAAGCCAACUGAGUUACCAAGACAACCUAUUGUAUCGUGAAGAUGACCAUGCAUCCAUUGAUUCAAGAAUAACAACUGAGAGUAGGGGCACUGGACAGCGUACAGGGCCAAGGAUGGUGUCCAGCAUUGCCGAUGGCAUUAGCCAGCAAGCGAUGGAAGGACAUUUGGAAAUGGAGACAACAUUUACCAACCAGGGAUUUGAAAUAAAUGAUGCUACUGACAGCUCAUCGGCCUGGAGCCCUGAGGAACAUGAUGAAGUGAACAGUGUACCAGCUCAUCGUGCUGCUCAUGAGCCCAUCUGUAAAUGUGGUGAUCUAGAUGUCAUCUUCAACUAUAAAGCCUCAAGUCAAAAGCUAGUAGUUACUAUCUUGGAGGCCAGGGAUAUCCCAGACAAAGACCGCAGUGGUGUGAACACCUGGCAAGUGCACACAGUCCUGAUGCCUAGCAAGAAACAGAGGGGUAAGACAAGUGUUCAGAGAGGACCCAUCCCCGUCUUCAAGGAUAAAAUUACCUUUAGUAAACUGGAGCCAGAGGAGUUAAGCAGCCAUGCCAUUCGUUUCCGCCUCUAUGCGGUGCACAAGAUGAUUGGAGAGAAGAUGAUGGGAGAGCAGUUGUUCUACCUGAGCAACAUCAGCCAGAAAGGGGAAGCGAAAGUGACACUGAUCUUGGAGCCAAGGAGUAAUUUGAGUAGUGCAGACUCUCAGCUUAGUCUGUCAGGAAUCUCUCACAGUGAUAGCGCUUCUUCAACACAGUCCCUGUCGCAUGGAGGGGUGCCAGAGCUGCUCGUGGGAUUGUCGUACAAUGCCACUACGGGGCGGCUGUCAGUGGAGAUGAUCAAAGGCAGUCAUUUCCGAAACCUCGCAAUUAAUAGGCCACCUGACACCUAUGGAAAACUCUGCCUGCUCAACUCCAUGGGCCAGGAGAUGUCUCGCUGCAAGACCUCCAUCCGUCGAGGACAGCCCAACCCUGUCUACAAGGAAACUUUCAUCUUCCAGGUUGCCCUCUUCCAGCUCUCUGAUGUCACGCUAAUGAUCUCCAUAUACAACAGACGCAGCAUGAAGCGCAAAGAGAUGAUUGGCUGGAUUUCUAUGGGUCAGAACAGCAGCGGAGAGGAAGAGCAAAGUCAUUGGCAGGAAAUGAAGGAGUCGAAGGGGACGCAGGUCUGCCGGUGGCACACGCUACUGGAGUCCUAGUGGUUACCAGGGCAGCCUGCAGGUCCUGGGACCGUGGGCUGUCUUCCCUUGUUCUCAGUCAGCAGAAAACAGCCAUCCCAUGGCAGGCACCGUGCUCUGACAGGUUACGUACGCUUUAACCUGACUUUUCAGUGUCAGCAGGCAUGGGUAUUAAAGGUGGCGAGGCCUGGGAAGCAAUUUAUUUCUUAUCUUUCCAGGUUGUCCUGCAUUUUCUACAUUCAAAUAAUUAACCCUAGGGAAAAGCAGUGGGAAAACUUAAAAAAACCUCUCCUUGGCCAUUGUCUCACUCAUUUUGUCAUAGGCUUAAUCAUCACAGACUGAUUUUGAUGCUGUUUUCUUCUGGGGUAAACUCUUCCCUCCUUCCCCUUAUUUAUAUUAAUGAAGGUUGCAAAUAUUCUUGACAUGCAGAUAGCUCACAGAUAGGCUAACCCGCAUGCAGAUCACAUUCUCUCUCUUUUAUUAUCGUGUUUCUCAGUCCUAGAAAUAAGCACUUGAUACCACUGUAGACUGGAUGAUACAUUUUUCAGGCAGCAUGGGAAAGCAUCUUGAAUUCUCUGACAACUUUUAAGUGCCUAGACAGUACUACUGUUCUCCUGUACUAACAAUCGGUAUUAGGACUAAACACUACUGGUAUUUUUAAUUAGGCAUCCUGUGCACUUGUUAGCCUGCAUUGCCAUAGGUUUGCACGACAGAUAGCUAGCAUCAGUUUUAUAUUGCAAUUAUACAAUGCAUGUUUAGAAGCUUACUUGAAGUUCAUGGCUUCUGUCUUCAUGAAUACCAAAAAAGACCAGAACAAGCUGCACAUCCACCUUUGUGCCUGAAUCACUCUUUUCUGCGUCAUUGUUUUGCCCAUGUGUUACUUUGUUUUUUAAAAGUGAGGUUUAUUCAGAAAAGCAUUUCUGUGAGCAUUACACAGGAAGGCUUUAGAUCCGUGACUUCUCUGCAAUUCAGUUAAGCACAAGUCAGUUUGCUGAGGGCUCUUCUUCAAAUAUUCUAUCCUGUAAUAUCUUCUCGGGAUCUGAAAGGGGACUUUUUUUGGCACACUAGCGGUAGAGGAUGCCAGACCAUGUCAUCUCAUCUUCGGAGCGAGCUCUCCGGCAGGCAAGGAAUAGGAUCCAGGGGCCCCCCCCAGCGGGGCUGCUGGCUCUGCUGAACUAACACCAGAGAAAAUACUGUGCUUCCUGCCUCUGACUGAACACAAUGCAAGGAGCAGGCUUGCUGGAUGAGGUGAUGACACUUUUAUGUAGUUACUUUUCAGACUGUAUUGUCGUUUUCCAUUUUAAUCUUUUUUCCCGUCUCUACGAGUUGAAGUCGUGGAGGCGAUGGAUAGGGGACAUGUCUUAAUCUGCUACUUGACUAUUGAAGGUUUAGCAGUUGUUAGCUGUUGCGAUGCUGUGUGUGACACCGCAGAGGAUGUUAAUUGUCUAGUGUAGUGAUGGUACGUAGGCAGCAGGGUGCUGAGACCUUCAAAUACUAUCAGCUGCCCUGUCUCCUGUUCCCCACGCUCUCCAAGAGAGGACUGGCAUUUCCCCAUUGCUGCUGAUGAUAGCAAGACACGGGAAAUGUUUCACUGAAAAGGUUUGUCUGUACUGAAUCACUUUGUGUUUUGUUUUUGUCAUUUACUGAGACCUGGCACCAAAUUCUGCCUCCUACUGCACCACAGCCGUCUCCUUCCCUUCAACGGUGCUGUGCAAAUCUAACUAGUGCAAAUUUUGGCACUGGCUGUUCGACCAAAAUUGAACCUCGGUGCUGGUUUGCAUCACAUGCAGGCUAGCCAGGCCCCGCGGGGCAGCGGUGUGAUACACAUGGGUUAUCGCUUCGUGUGAUACACACAGGCUUUGUCUGUCCUCACGAGGCAGACAGAAUAAUCUGCCUGUAGAAGGACUUCUGGUAUAGGUGAUACAAAUUACCUACCGGCCAUGGUUUUAUAUAUUCUUAUCACUUACCUGUCUGAGCAUCAUUUUUCUGGUGAGACCGGUGGGUAUCCUAUGCAGGAGGGUUGUCCUCCACUGCCUAGAUAAGCUGGCAUAAUAUCUGCUUUGCACUACCGGGGCUGUGUAUCACAAAGCAGGAUCUAACCCAAAUACAGCUCAGCAAACAAAUACUUUUUUGACUGCACUGUUAAUGCUGCUGUAUUACCAAUGUGAGAGAAAAUGAGCCUUUGAGUGGUAACCAGCAGAAUAGAAAUGGUUUUUUAUCAUGUUCUUUUCUUCUAGGAAAAAAGUAAAGGAAACAGCCCAAUUCAAAAGGUGCGUUUGCUGAUUUCAGUUGUUUUCCAAUCUCUGCAUCUUUUUUCCUGAACUGUGUAAAAUGUAUAUACAAGUGUUUAUAAGUAAUUUUAUUAUCUGGGAUGUGUAUGUAUAAUAAACUUAAUGAGAUUCUCUGCAUAACUUCUUGAACCUGCAAAGUGUUGCUUAUGCUUAAUGAUUAGCUAAGGGAAAAGUAUAAGUUGAUAAUAUGUUUCAGCAGUGAACUGGAGAUAACCCAGACUUAUAACAGUGUGAUUAAAAAAAAAAUUCUUGGAAAAGAUAAUUUUAAAAAAACCAAUGAAGUAAACUGGUUUUGGACUUCCAUGCUGUUUUCACGUCAAGAUCUUUUCUGAAGAUACAACAUUAAUGGAAUUGAAUUUUAAUAUAUAAUUUCAGUGUACUGGGAGUCACAGGAAAGCAAGUGAAAAUAGCUUAAAUAGAGUAAGUUAAUAUCUGAGUACGUGUUAAAACUUUGCUCUCAGAUGGAAGCAGGUUGCUUCAUCCUUGUGACAACAUUUUGGCCUGAUAUUUUACCAGAAAA
Molecule: messenger RNA, 5240 nt
Organism: Grus americana (Whooping crane)
Lineage: Eukaryota; Metazoa; Chordata; Aves; Gruiformes; Gruidae
Gene: SYT16
Product: synaptotagmin 16
Exons: 10
Coding region: 690-2450 (586 amino acids)
Source: RefSeq, a predicted model, not a curated record